Messenger RNA from Cololabis saira (Pacific saury), 3877 nucleotides. RefSeq names its product minichromosome maintenance 9 homologous recombination repair factor (gene mcm9). Gene Ontology annotation, molecular function: ATP binding; single-stranded DNA binding; single-stranded DNA helicase activity. The transcript has 15 exons. Gene Ontology annotation, cellular component: nucleus; MCM complex. Gene Ontology annotation, biological process: double-strand break repair via homologous recombination. Bases 107 to 3430 code for a protein of 1107 amino acids. NCBI's taxonomy places the organism in Eukaryota, Metazoa, Chordata, Actinopteri, Beloniformes, Belonidae. The record is from RefSeq and is a predicted model, not a curated record.
GGAUGAGCUGUUUACGAAAGAAGAGCGCGCUGCAGAGACGGAGGAGUCUGAAACCUGCUGGUUCCAGCAGGACGGGUUUAGCUGAGCCGUGGUCUCUCAGGUCGUCAUGGCGAUGAGCACGGAGCAGCAGGCUCUGAUUGGCCGGAUGUUUGAGUCGUACGUGACGGAGCAUCACCAUGACGACCUGCUGCAGCUCGCCCUGGAGGACGAGGAGAGAGAGGAGAACUCCCAUCAGCCCCUGGUGGUGAACGCCAUGACGCUGUUUGAGGCCAAUAUGGAGGUGGGAGAUUUCUUCAACGCGUUCCCCGACCUGGUCCUGGAAAUAUUUGAUGAAGUUUUACAGAGAAAAUCUGAGGAGAUUUCUGGAGGAAACAAGAGGAAACGCUGGCUGCACGCCCGGAUCACAGGUCUCCCGGUGUGUCCAGAACUGACCCGUCACACCAUCCCCCGCUCCAGGGACGUGGGACACUUCCUGUCCGUCACCGGGACGGUGAUCCGGACCAGCGUCGCCAAGGUCCUGGAGUCCCAGCGGGACUACCUGUGCUCCAGGUGUGGUCAUGUGAUCCAGCUGGAGGCGGAGUUUGAGCAGUUCUACACCUUCGUGGCUCCGCCCUCCUGCCCCAAUCCUGCAGGAUGUAACUCCGUAAAGUUCUCCUGUCUCUCCGGGGGAUCAGAACCAGCAACCUGCAGAGACCUGCAGGAGAUCAAGAUCCAGGAACAGGUCCAGAGACUGUCUGUGGGCAGCGUUCCUCGGUCCCUGGUGGUGGUUCUGGAGGACGACCUGGUGGACGUCUGCAAGUCUGGUGAUGACGUCACCGUCUACGGCGUGAUGCGUCUGCGCUGGAAGCCGCUGUACGACGGCUCUCGCUGCGACGCGGAGCUGGUGCUAAAGGCUAACAACGUUGAAGUCAAUAACCAGCAAGCUAACGCUGCUCUGAUGAACAAAGACCUGCAGAAGGAGUUCCAGGAGUUCUGGAGGAGCUACGAGCACGACCCGCUGGCCGGCAGGAACCACUUCCUGCUGAGCUUCUGUCCGCAGGUCUAUGGGAUGUACGUGGUGAAGCUAGCGGUUGCUAUGGUGUUAGCCGGAGGAGUCCAGAGGAUCGACUCUUCUGGGACCAAGAUCAGAGGAGAGUGCCACAUGCUGCUGGUCGGGGAUCCUGGAACAGGAAAGUCCCAGUUCCUCAAAUACGCCACCAAGGUGGUGAAUCGCUCGGUGCUGACGGCUGGAGUCGGGUCCACCAGUGCAGGUCUGACGGUGGCGGCGGUCCGGGACGGCGGCGAGUGGCACCUGGAGGCCGGAGCUCUGGUUCUGGCAGACGGAGGUCUUUGCUGCAUCGAUGAGUUCAGCAGCAUCAAAGAGCAGGACCGGAUCAGCAUCCACGAGGCCAUGGAGCAGCAGACGCUCAGCGUGGCCAAGGCCGGGAUGGUGUGUAAGCUCAACACCAGGACCUCCAUCUUGGCGGCCACCAACCCUAAAGGACGGUACGACUCCAACGAGCCUCUGUCGGUCAACGUGGCCCUGGCUAGUCCUCUGCUCAGCCGGUUUGAUCUGGUUCUGGUUCUGAUGGACACCAGGAACCCCGAGUGGGACCGGAUCAUCUCCACCUUCAUCCUGGAGGACCGAGGUCCUCCAGCCGAGUCCUCGUCUUCGUCCCUGUGGUCCUUGGAGAAGAUGAGGUCGUACUUCAGCCUGAUCAAGCAGCUGCAGCCGCAGAUGUCUGACGAUGCUAACGUUAUCCUGACGCGCUACUACCAGCUGCAGCGGCAGAGCGACGCCCGCAACGCAGCUAGAACCACCAUCCGCAUGCUGGAGAGCCUGAGCAGACUGGCCGAAGCUCACGCCAGGAUCAUGCUGAGAACGACCGUCACCAUCGAAGAUGCCGUCGUUUCCAUCUCCGUCAUGGAGAGUUCCAUGCAGGGCGGCGCUCUCCUAGGGAACAUCAACACCCUGCUGACCUCCUUCCCCUCCGACCCGGUCCAGCAGUACCAGAACCAGGUCCAGGUUCUGCUGGAGGGACUGGACCUGCCGGACCUGCUGCAGCAGGAGAUGGACCGACUGGACAGGAUGAAGACCAAGACCUGCAGGAACCUUCAUGCUGGUCCUGGUUCCUCUGGUCCACCAGAACCUGGUCCUGCAGAACCUGGUUCCCCCCCAGAGACCACCAGAGGGACCAGAAUCCUGGACAAGGACCUGGACCGGACCGGUUCUCCAGCAGAAGGAGGUUCCAGCUGGUUCCCCAGAAUCACCUCCACCCCGGACCGGUCCGGAACCUCCUGGAACAGGCUGGUACCGGGUCAGAACAGGCUGGUACCGGGUCAGAACAGGCUGGUACCGGGUCAGAACAGGCCGAUACCGGGUCAGAACCAGGAACCAGACCGGGACCCACCAGGACCAACCAGACCCGGUUCCUCGGUUCCUUCAGGAGAACCAACGUCUUCAGAACCAGAACCUCCGGUUCAUCAGAGAGAGAAGGUUCUGGACGGACCCGGGAACCUGAACCAGAACCUGAGCAGCCGGAUCCGGCAGCUGGUCCGGGUCGGUGGUUCCUCUGGUUCUGCUGGUGAACUGGGCCGGACCGAUGGUUCUGCUGGUCCACAUGGAGAACCGGGUCGGACCGAGACGCCUGAAGAACUGAAGGCCAAGUUCUCCGAGUUCUCCUUCAAACCCAGGAGGACGAUACCUGGAACCGGAACCAGAACCCAGCAGACUGACCCGGGUCCCAGGAAGAGGAAACGUGGCCCACCAGAAGGUUCUGGUCCAGAAGGUUCUGGUCCAGAAGGUUCUGGUCCAGAAGGUCCCAGCAGAACCGACCAGCCCGACCCGGUCGGGGUUGAAGGUUCUGCAGGAAGAACCUCCAAGAAGCGGUUCUGGUCCAGAGAGGACGAGGUAGCAGGUCUGGAACCGGUCCGGACCGGUCCGGGUCUGGGACCGGUCCCCCCUCCGGGUCCAGCAGGAUCCACUUCAGGCCGGAUCAGAACCAGCACGGUGAUGGAGAAACUGUCCCGGUUCUCCUUCAGCUGCAGAACCGAACCAGAACCAGAACCAGGACCGAGGCUUCAGGGCAGCGGGGAGUCCGGGAGGCCCGGCCCAGACGGGCCCACGAAGACCAGGGAACCAGAACCAGAACCACAGACCUCCGUCGUCCCUGACAGAGUUCUGGACCGGCCCGAGUCUGGACUCGGACCUGGAGGAGAACCCGGGACAGAACCAGAGACCCGGUCCAGGUGGAACCGGGCUGAGCUGGACCAGGACCAGGGUCCAGACCCGGGUCCAGAACCGGGUCCUGCCGGUCCUGCCGGGCCUCUGAAGAAGAGGAAAUGUUUCCAGUUUGGCCGUCCGUCGGGCCGGACCGGAUCCCCGGGUCUAUUCGGUUCUGCUGAGUUCUGUAACGAAGUUCUGGACACGGACUGGGACCAGGAGGUCUAGCAGAACCUGGACUGGGACCAGGAGGUCUAGCAGAACCUGGACUGGGACCAGGAGGUCUAGCAGAACCUGGACUGGGACCAGGAGGUCUAGCAGAACCUGGACCGGGACCAGGAGGUCUAGCAGAACCUGGACUGGGACCAGGAGGUCUAGCAGAACCUGGACCGGGACCAGGAGGUCUAGCAGAACCUGGACCCGGAUUCGGGUCCAGAACUAUCAGAACUGUGACACGAAGUGUUGGAGCCACUGAGAACUGAACGGGUUCUGGCCCGGUUGGACUUGGUCGGGUCGGUUCCUGAAACUGAUGUUUCUACAGAAACUGAAACUUAGAUCAAUGAUUUAAUAAUCAAUGAUUUAAUAAUCAAUGAUCUAAUAAACUAAACCUGUUAAAAUGUCAUGUUUGCAUCAUUAAAUCAGCAUAAAUCAUUACCUGUUUAAGAUUAAACAGUU